AUGAAUGCCCCAACGGUACCGGUUGAUCCUCACUUUUACGAUGAUGAGAUUGACCGCAUGAUUAAAGCAUUACACCGCAAACAGAAACAACAAACUGUACAAUCUAUGCGAAAGCGAAAUAAUAAUAAUAAUCCUAAUAAUAAUAAUAAUAAUAAUAACAGUAACAUGGGAUUAGAGGGAAAUAAAUCUUGUAAACGUUAUUCUCCAGUCAGACUCUUUACAUCCAGUUUAGAGCGGAAGAAGGGGCAGGAAGAGAAGCACAAACUACUCGAGAAGCCUCUCAUCAUGAAUUCUCCAUCUAUACAAGAGAAAUCACAAGAAGAAGAAGAAAAAGAAACGAACCUUAUCAUAAAAAGAGAAGAUACGCUUACACACUCCCAACGACAAUCUGUAGAUCUAUUUAAUCAUUUAAAUAGGGAGAAUGAAACUACUAUACAUUCUCUACAACGUGAGUUACGACAGGCACGAUAUGAAAAUAUUCAUAUGCGAGAAGAAAUGUGCCAAACACUUGAUAUCAUUAGAAAAUGUCUGGAUCGUCUUCUUAUUGGCAAUCAUCAUUUAAACCAACAUAACCCUAUUAUAAAAGAAGAAGAAGAAGAACAAUAUAAAGAAGAUAAAGAAGAUAUAUAUGGAAGUGUGAGUGUUGAUUUACCGACGAUAAGUGUUCGGGAAUUAACUCAAAUAAAUGAUAUAUUUCUCUCUAGUGAAGAAACAGAAGUGGCGCAAUGUUUAAAAGAUCUUAUUAUCUCAUGUGAGAAACGUUAUAGUGAUAUGCGGCAGAGGUAUGAUGUGAAUACUGCCCCACCCCUCUGA
Trypanosoma theileri is the source of this 813-nucleotide messenger RNA. RefSeq lists its product as uncharacterized. The transcript has a single exon. The coding region runs from base 1 to 813 and encodes 270 amino acids. The record is from RefSeq and is a predicted model, not a curated record. Lineage: Eukaryota; Euglenozoa; Kinetoplastea; Trypanosomatida; Trypanosomatidae.